CAGCCUCUCCGCUGGGGCACAUGGCAUGUCUGAUGGCAGCUUUCUCCGUGGGUGCCGUUCUGAAUGCCAGUAAUUCUUCAUCUGCUAUGCCUGAGCCAAAGUCAAUAUGUGUUUCAGUAGAUGAGGUGGUCUCUGGUGGUACAGACACACAAGAGGUUCAUUUGCUCAGUGGCCAUUUAAAGAAGAUGGACAAUGUUUUGACAGAAGCCCAUCAUUUCUCCUACCUUCCUCGGAGACCAGCUGUGAACAUUGAGUUUAAAGAUCUCUCCUAUGCUAUACCAGAAGGACCCUGGUGGAACAAGAAGGGUUUCAAGACUUUGCUGAAAGGAAUUUCUGGAAAGUUCAGUAGUGGAGAACUGGUGGCAAUUAUGGGUCCUUCUGGAGCUGGGAAGUCAACACUUAUGAAUCUUCUGGCAGGAUACAGGGAGACUGGGAUGAAAGGAGAGAUUCUCAUCAAUGGACAACAUCGUGAUUUGCGUUCUUUCCGCAAAGUGUCUUGUUACAUUAUGCAAGAUGACAUGCUGCUUCCACAUCUUACUGUCCAAGAAGCUAUGAUGGUGUCUGCUCACCUGAAACUUCAAGAAAAAGAUGAAGGCAGGAGAGAAAUGGUGAAUGAGAUCCUGACAGCUUUGGGUUUGCUAUCAUGUGCCAGUACUCGUACUGGAAGCCUUUCAGGAGGGCAAAGGAAGCGUCUCGCGAUUGCUUUGGAACUGGUGAACAACCCACCAGUUAUGUUUUUUGAUGAACCUACCAGUGGCCUAGACAGUGCAUCUUGCUUUCAAGUUGUGUCUCUAAUGAAGGCUUUAGCCCAGGGCGGCCGGUCCAUCAUCUGCACUAUCCAUCAGCCUAGUGCCAAACUCUUUGAGCUGUUUGAUCAGCUCUAUGUCUUGAGCCAAGGGCAAUGCAUUUACCGUGGGAAAGUAUUAAACUUAGUCCCUUAUUUGAGAGAUUUGGGUUUAAAUUGUCCAACGUAUCACAAUCCAGCAGAUUUUGUGAUGGAAGUUGCCUCUGGUGAAUAUGGAGACCAGAAUAGCAGGCUUGUAAGAGCUGUGCAAGAGGGAAUGUGUGAUGCAGAUUACAAGAGAAACUCUGGAGGAGAAAAUGAACUUAACCCCUUUUUAUGGCACAGACCAUCAGAGGAGGAUUCUUCAUCCAUGGAAGGCUGUCAUAGCUUCUCAGCCAGCUGCCUUACUCAGUUUUGUAUCCUGUUUAAAAGAACUUUUCUCACCAUAAUGAGGGAUUCGGUUCUGACACAUCUGCGGGUGACAUCACACAUUGGAAUUGGACUUCUGAUAGGCUUGCUGUAUUUAGGGAUUGGAAAUGAAGCAAAGAAAGUCCUGAGCAAUUCUGGCUUCCUCUUUUUUUCCAUGUUGUUUCUUAUGUUUGCUGCUCUCAUGCCAACGGUCCUUACAUUUCCUCUUGAGAUGGGAGUAUUUCUUAGAGAACAUCUGAAUUAUUGGUACAGUCUGAAGGCUUAUUACUUGGCUAAAACUAUGGCUGAUGUCCCUUUUCAGAUUAUGUUUCCUGUGGCUUACUGCAGCAUUGUAUAUUGGAUGACAGCACAGCCCUCUGAUGCUCUGCGAUUUCUCCUGUUUGCAGCCCUGGGGGCCAUGACAUCCCUUGUGGCUCAAUCCCUUGGACUUCUGAUUGGAGCAGCAUCCACCUCCCUUCAGGUGGCAACAUUUGUUGGUCCUGUUACAGCAAUCCCAGUUCUCCUCUUCUCAGGCUUCUUUGUCAGUUUUGAUACCAUUCCCACUUACCUCCAGUGGAUGUCCUACAUCUCUUAUGUCAGGUAUGGAUUUGAAGGUGUUAUUCUUUCCAUCUAUGGUUUGGAUCGUGAAGAUCUUCACUGUGACAAAGAUGACACUUGCCAUUUUCAGAAAUCAGAGGCCAUCCUCAAAGAAUUGGAUGUAGAAAAUGCUAAACUUUAUUUGGACUUCAUUGUGCUUGGAAUUUUCUUCAUCUCCUUACGUCUCAUUGCCUAUUUUGUUCUCAGAUACAAAAUUCGAGCAGAGAGAUAAAAAACAAAUGUGGUAACAUGCAGUUCUAGACUGUUGUUUUUUGGUUGAUGAGUUUUCAAAGCUCAGUUGCAAACCAUAUUGUCAUCUGGCCCCUAGAAGAACUAGAAUGGAAUCUUGUUUCAGUUCUAAAAAAUAUCACUGCUGAUUCCAAGAGUUUCCUCUCCUGGAAACUGUAUUUCUUCUAAGGUAGCUAUAGUUCUGGCAAGAAGACAGAAGAUGUCUGUUACUAUAAGUGAAAAACAAGAAAUGUUGCAUCAUUAUUUCCUGUGGCACCUUACAAAUGUUUUCCCACAUAGUCUACACAUUUUUCCAGUUUUAUGAAAGGUGCCUCUUUAAACUGAAUGCUUAAAAAUAAAGAUGAGAAAUUUUGUAUUGGUUCUCCUUUACCCAGUUUUGGAACUUUAAUCAUAUGAGCUGGUCUCAUGUACCAAAUGUUUAAUAUUAUAUCAUAUUCCAGUAAAUGAUGUAGAAGAAUUUGAAAAUGCAAGAUGAGUACCCAGCUCUUUACUCCUAGCAUUCUGUUUUUGCAGUGUCUUUUCAGUCUCAUUUUCUUGUGGAAUUUCAGAUACCUCAUUGUCUGUUUUAUCUACUUUCUGUGAAUGCAGAAACCCAAACAGAGCAAAAUGGAAACCAAUCUCAAAUUUGAAUACUCUAGCAUAUUUUAAUAACACUUAUUUUAAAAAGAAAAAGGACUGCCAGUGGUUUGGUGUUUGGUAUGAUGAAUGCUUAAGGACUUAGUAGAAAGGUCUCUGUGAUACAUAUGUGCCCACCCCAGCAUUGUUUAUACAUAACACUGUGUACAACAAGACACAUCAAUUCUGUUUUUCACCAAUCCUUGACUUUCUCAAAAAGAAAUUCAAAUCAUGCUAUCUUAACAUUCCAGCAAAGCUAGGUGAUUCCAAACUCAUUGAUAGACAGUUUAUAUUUCCCCCACUCACUCUUUGCUGGAUUGCAACAAAGUUUAUCUAAACAGUUUUUGUUACCAGUUUGACAUCUAAUUGGACAAGUGAGAUGUGUAAAUGGAUGUUGAUUAUUAGAAGUGCCUACACCGUAAUUUCAAGCUCUAGCUGUACAUAACAUUUUGUCUCAGAACUUGUAUUUUGUGAAACUAACAUUGUAGGAAAGAAAGGUACCACUCUAGGCCAGUCAUAUCUACCUCAGUGCAAUGGGUUGAGGUUGGCUUACUAGGGAAACCAAUUAAGCUGUUUUCAAUCCAAAAUAGAUUUCAAGCUGUACAUUCAGAAACGAUCAAACGGCUGUUUCCAAACAGCUGGAUUCUAAGCAGAGGUUGUUCUUGAAUGGAUACUUUAAUCACUCAAGCAAGAUCUCUAGAGUUAAGUUAGAACAUUAAAACAAAAUGAAUAAAAGCUAAAAACAAGGCUAUAAGGCUGGAGUUAAAUUUGUUUUAUCCAUAUUAUAAGAUUUAAUAAUAUGCCCCUUCCACAAUUCUUCCAGACUAGAACAGGUUCCUCAAGUGCAUGGUUUAUAUUGCUGGAAAAUGAUCCAGUAAUUGGAUUGCACUGAUUGGCAAAGCUAAAGUCCUUUUCUCCCCACAAUACUAGUCUUCUAAUCUUACUUUAGAGUAAUAAAUAAAAACAUACAUAAUUCUUGGCUAUGUCUUUGAAGUAGCUUGCAGUUUGGCCCAUAUGUAUCACAGGAUUCAAAUCUGCACCACUAAUUAGGUACUUGUAGAUCUGCAUCCAGAAACAAUAAAGAACUUAUUUUGUAAAUUAACAGCAGAUAUACAGCAACAUUUGUGAUUAGCUCAGACAACUUCCAAGAAUGUAUUUACUUAUCUUGAACAAGAGAACCUCCCUCAUAUCCAAGUCUCUUUGGAGGGUAAUUGGCCUCACAACCAGUCAAUGGAUUGCGAUGGACCACCACCAGAUUUGGAAGAGCCACACAAGAAGUGCUUUCCUAGAAACCCCUCAGUUAUCUACUAAUUGACAACUAAGGCAUGUGUGUGUGCGUGUGUGUGUGCGUGUGUGUGUGUGUGUAUCAUAUAUUUGCAUAUAUCUAGGCUUGGCUCAAAACCUUAGCUAAAUAUGUGGAGAACAUCCUGGCUAAAUUCAUUCAACACACUGAACUACAAAUUAGCUAAUCACAAUUUAACUCAAUGCAUCAUGGAAUCUCAGCCUGUGCAGCUAGUUUAUCAUUCACUGUGUUAUAUGAACCCAGAAAAUUGGAUCAAUGGAGUAAACCAUGAUUCCAACAAACAAGUUUAAGCAUGUCAUGCAAAUAAAGCCAUUCAGUUUAUUGCAUUUUUAUGUGAAACCUGCUAUUUUGAGAAAUAUCAGAAUUAUGAUGUGGAGAUCAUAAAACUUUUGAAAUUAAUGUCCAUGCUCUGAGUUUCAGACUAUACAUAUCCUGCUUUUCUUUUAGGAGCUAUCUUCUACUAAGCUCCGUGCUCAAGUAUUGCUGAAAUAUUGCUAAACCCUUGCUCCAAAAAGAGCCCAACAAAAAUUCCUAUUUGUCGUUUUAAAACAAACUUUGGAUUGUUAUUAUCCGAGGCAUCUAUAAUGGUGGGAGAUGAAUUAUCACCUGUAUGUAUGUAUCAAUGUGACAGUAUUUUUGACAUCUUUUGUUUUUAAAUCAUACCUUCUGUGCAAUGUAGAUUCUUAGUUGUGAUGAGUUGUUGCCCUAAAAACAUACUUAUUUAAGACAUUUAUGCAUAUGUGUGGUUUUCUUAUUUUUUUAAAGAAAAAGCAAAAGUCAAUGCAAGUAAUUUCAAAACCUCAGCGUGCUAAAGAGUGCAUCUACUGUAUAUUAACAGUUCUUUUGUCUUGGUUGUGUGAUGCACACUGCAUUACUUUGGAUUCCUGUUGGUUUUGCUAUUCUAGAGACUGCUGCUGCUUGCACGCUGUGAUACAUUUGCACUGUUGUAGAUACAUGUAAACAUUGUCUUUUUUCCAGGUGGCUUGUUUAUCUUUUAUAGUUCUGAUGAUGAUAACUAAUUGACCUAUGAGUACUUUGAUUCAUGUAUCGAACUAGAAGAUUUAGGAUGUUGGGCAUUCUAAUUCUGUAUUUUGCAUAAACUAACAAAAUGCUUUGUAUAUUUCUGUAUAGUUGAUUUCCUGUAGAAUAUUUGUAUGUGCAUUAUUUUCCAGUUUAGAGUUCG
Molecule: messenger RNA, 5139 nt
Organism: Python bivittatus (Burmese python)
Lineage: Eukaryota; Metazoa; Chordata; Lepidosauria; Squamata; Pythonidae
Gene: ABCG1
Product: ATP binding cassette subfamily G member 1
Biological process (GO): cholesterol homeostasis; transmembrane transport; cholesterol efflux
Cellular component (GO): plasma membrane
Molecular function (GO): ABC-type sterol transporter activity; ATP hydrolysis activity; ATP binding
Source: RefSeq, a predicted model, not a curated record